Messenger RNA from Elephantulus edwardii (Cape elephant shrew), 2877 nucleotides. It is a transcript of the gene SCARF2, whose product is annotated as scavenger receptor class F, member 2. The record is from RefSeq and is a predicted model, not a curated record. NCBI's taxonomy places the organism in Eukaryota, Metazoa, Chordata, Mammalia, Macroscelidea, Macroscelididae. The transcript is spliced from 13 exons. Bases 1 to 2877 code for a protein of 958 amino acids. Gene Ontology annotation, molecular function: scavenger receptor activity.
AUGCGCGAUCAGAGAGCCAGAAAAAGUGACCGCAGGGCCGGUCCUGGCUGGGUCGCGGCCGUGCUCUCUGGGCGCCGGGGCCCUCGAAGACUGCAUCCAGGGUGGUGGCCACAGACAAGGGACGGUGGAGGGGCCGCGCGGGGUUUCCAGGCUCGGAUCCCGAGGCGCGCAGACCCCGCCCCUCCGAAUGCGGCCUCGGCUGCGGGCGGGACGCGCCUGCAGAGGGGGAGGGCGCCUUCGCCUGGCCCUGAUGACCGGCCCCCCGGACCUCAACUUCGCUGCUCAGACUUCUCUGGAGACCGGCAGGCAGACUAUGACCUGGCUCUUCAUGCCCUUGCCGUCGGGGGUUAUGCUCAGGAUGGGAGGGUUCCCCAUCAAGGCUCCCCUCCAGCCAAGGGAACAAUGAGGCAGGAGAGUCUGAGUGAGCACUCCCCUAAUCACCUUGUGUGCAGCUCCCUCGUGCUAGCGUGCUGCACAGGCUGGAGGCAGCAGGGGGACGAAUGCGGGAUAGCGGUGUGUGAGGGCAACUCCACAUGUUCGGAGAACGAGGUGUGCGUUCGGCCAGGCGAAUGCCGCUGCCGCCACGGGUACUUCGGUGCCAAUUGCGACACCAAAUGUCCGCGUCAGUUCUGGGGUCCUGACUGCAAGGAGCUGUGCAGCUGCCACCCGCACGGACAGUGCGAGGACGUGACUGGCCAGUGCACGUGCCACGCGCGACGCUGGGGCGCCCGAUGCGAACAUGCAUGCCAGUGCCAGCAUGGGGUGUGUCACCCGUGGAGUGGAGCGUGCCGUUGCGAGCCGGGCUGGUGGGGCGCGCAGUGCGCCAGCGCGUGCUACUGCAGUGCCACGUCACGCUGCGACCCUCAGACCGGCGCGUGCCUGUGCCAUACUGGCUGGUGGGGCCGCAGCUGCAACAACCAGUGCGCCUGCAACACGUCACCCUGCGAGCAACAGAGCGGCCGCUGCCAGUGCCGAGAGCGCACGUUCGGCGCGCGCUGUGAGCGCCUCUGCCAGUGCUUCCACGGCCGCUGCCACCCGGUGGACGGCACAUGCGCCUGUGAGCCGGGCUACCGGGGCAAAUACUGCCGCGAGCCCUGUCCCGCCGGCUUCUAUGGUCAGGGCUGCCGCCGUCGAUGCGGCCAGUGCAAGGGCCAGCAGCCGUGCACGGUAGCCGAGGGCCGCUGUUUGACUUGCGAGCCGGGCUGGAAUGGCACCCAGUGCGACCAGCCGUGCGCCGCCGGCUUCUAUGGUGAGGGCUGCAGCCAUCGCUGCCCCCCGUGCCGCGAUGGGCACGCCUGCAACCACGUCACUGGCAAAUGCAUGCGCUGCAAUGCGGGGUGGAUCGGAGACCGGUGUGAGACCAAGUGCAGCAACGGCACCUAUGGUGAGGACUGCGCCUUUGUGUGCGCGGACUGCGGUAGUGGCCACUGUGACUUCCAGUCUGGGCGCUGUCUGUGUAGUCCUGGCGUCCAUGGGCCCCACUGUAAUUUGACAUGUCCCCCCGGGCUCCAUGGCGUGGACUGCACCCAGGCCUGCAACUGUCACGAAGAAUCCUGCGAUCCAGUCACCGGUGCCUGCCGCCUGGAGACCAACCAGCGCAAGGGCGUGAUGGGAGCUGGCGCCCUGCUUGCCCUUCUCCUGGGCCUGCUCCUCUCUUUGCUCGGCUGCUGCUGCGCAUGCCGCAGGAAGGACUCAGGGCGCAGGGAACUCUCUCUAGGGAGGAAAAAGGCACCCCAAAGGCUAUGCGGGCGCUUCAGCCGCAUCAGCAUGAAGCUGCCUCGGAUCCCACUUCGAAGGCAGAAGCUGCCUAAGGUCGUAGUAGCCCACCACGACCUGGAUCACACACUCAACUGCAGCUUCCUGGAGCCACCCUCAGGGCUGGACCAGCCAUCCCCUUCCUGGUCCUCUAGGGCCUCCUUCUCUUCUUUCGACACCACUGACGAAGGCCCGGUGUAUUGCGUACCCCAUGAGGAAGCAUCAGCGGAGACCAAGGACGCAGAGCCAGUGGUCCCACCCGAGGAGUCUGCACCGUCCCCAGGCCAGCUGACCCUGCCGGUGCCCGCGGAAGAGGCAGCCCACCUCCCUUUGUCUUCGGACAGUGAGCGUUCUGCUUCCAGUGCAGAAGGGCCCGGUGGAGCGCUGUAUGCGCAGGUGGCCCGGCGCGAGACCCGGACGGCCCAGGGUUUAGGUGAAGCUGGGGGUCUGUCGCUGUCCCCAUCGCCUGAGCGCAGGAAGCCGCCGCCACCUGACCCCGCCACCAAGCCAAAGGUGUCCUGGAUCCAUGGCAAGCACGGCGGUGGGGCCAUCACCACGAUCAGUUCGCCCUCACCUCCGUCCCCAGCGCCUGAAGCCAUGCCCAGCCCUAGUAAGAGGAAAAGGACUCCCAGCGACACAUCAGCGUGGCCAGACGAGCGCAGCAGUCCUCCAGCCCGUGACCUGGUACCGCGACCCCCUAGGCAGGCCGAGGAGGUACUGGCCCCUGCCCCGUCCUCGCCGCCCCGGGCCCGGGCUCGGGGGCGCGUCCCAGGCCUCCUGGAGCCAGAGGAUGCUGGUGGCCCUCCGCUCAGCGCGCCCGAGGCCGCCUCCAUACUGGCUGCUGAACUGCGUGACAAGACUCGCAGCCUGGGCCGCACCGACGUGGGCCCCGGCGCGCACGGCGCCCGGGAGAAGCCGCCGCCGCCACAGAAGGCCAAGCGCUCGGUGCUGCCUGCUUCACCCACGCGCGCGUCCUCCGCACCCGAGGCUCCUGGGCCGGAGAAGGCGACGGUCGGCGCACCCGAGACGCCUCGCAAGAAGACGCCUAUCCAGAAGCCGCCGCGCAAGAAAAGCCGGGAAGCAGCGGGCGAGCUGUCAAGGGUGGGCGCCCCCAACCUGUAG